AUGCAGACUGCUUCUACAAGCAUUUGUGAAAGACUGUGCAAUAAGUCCAUCUGUGAAAUUUCCUUGCUACUAAAUAUUCCACGGUCAACUGUUAGUGGUAUUAUAACAAAGUGGAAGCAGCUAGGUUACAACAGCAACUCAGCCACGAAGUGGUAGGCCACAUCAAAUGACAGAGCGGGGUCAGCUCAUGCUGAAAUGCACAGUAUGCAGAUUCGCCAACUGUCUGCAGAGUCAAUAGCUAAAGACCUCCAAACUUCGGGUGACCUUUCGAUUAGCACAACAGUGUGUAGAGAGCUUCUUGGAAUGGGUUUCCAUAGCUGAGCAGCUGCAUCCAAGUCUUACCAAGUGCAAUGCAAAGCGUUAGAUGCCACUGG
Molecule: messenger RNA, 374 nt
Organism: Staurois parvus
Lineage: Eukaryota; Metazoa; Chordata; Amphibia; Anura; Ranidae
Source: the annotation of a GenBank genome assembly